AUGAAUAAUCCUGAAUUGUACAGUUUGAUUCAAGAAUUUCAAAAUAAUAGUGUUUCUGAUAUCAAUAAUAAUAAUAAUACAACAGUGAAUAAAAAUUUAGAAGAAAGUAAUAUAGAGUCUGAUUUUACAUUUACAUCACCCUCAACUACAACUACUACUACUACUACCACCACCACAAAUAAUAAUAAUAAUAAUAAUAAUAAAAUGACAUCAGAUGAUAACCAAUCAAAUUCUUUCUUAUCUUCACCUGAAGAUAAUAAUAAUGACAAUGGCACAACAAUUGCAAAUACAACAUCUGCUAUGGCUCCAUCUUCUGACAAUGAAGAAGUAUCUCAAUCACCACCAUCAAAUUCUACUACAACAAUAACUACAUACCUUAAUGAAACAAACAAACCCUUAGCAGACUUUAUACCAACCUAUCCGCCAUCAAAUUCUUCUACAACAAUAACUUCAUUCCUUAAAGAAACAAACAGACCCUUAACAAACUUUCCACCAACCAAUUCACCACCACCAUUUAAAUCAGCAUUUAUAAACAAUGCCAACAACAACAACAAUAAUACUAACAAUAGUGAACAAUUUGCAAUUUUAACUAAAAACUAUCAAAAAAUUGAAACCAUGUUAACAGAAAUUCUUUCUGUUGUUUCUUCAAGUCAACAAAAGAUUACAACUUUAGAAACUGAAGUUAAAUCAUUAAAAGAACAAUUAAAAGAACAACAACAAAAAGAACAACAACAACAACAACAUCAACAACAAAAAGAGCAAGUACCUUCCCCACAAAUUCAAACUCAACCACAACCUCAAAUACAACCAUUGCAACCUCAACCACAAUAUCAACCAAUCAAUCAAACACCAUUGGCAAAUCCAAAUUUCCCACCAUCAUUUGGUAGCAAUGAUCAACAACAACAACAACAACAACAAGUAUACACAUUCCAGCCACCAUUCCAAGCUAAAAAUAUUCCUUUCUCAUAUGGAGGUCAACCACCACCACAACAACCACCACAACAACCACCACAACAACAACAACCACAACAACCACCACAACAACAACAACAACAACCACAACAACCACAACAACAACAACAACAAAAUAAUUACACACAAAAUAAUGGUCAAUUUAUUAGAGAUGCUCCACCAAGUUUCCAACAACAACAAGGAAAACAACCAAUGCCACUCCCAACAAAUAACAACUCUUAUAUUUCACAAAUAUAUCCUGGCCAAGCACAACCACAACAACCUCAACAAGUACAACCACAACAAACAGUUCAAGUUCAACAACCAACAAGACCAUUACAACAAACCUUACAACAUCAACAACAACAACAUCAACAAGCAAUGCAACAAGCUCAAUUACAACAACAACAAGCCUUGCAAUCAAGACCUUCACCACCUCCACCAAACAAUAAUAGCGGUUCAGCAUUACAUUCUUGUCCAAUGUGUUCAAAUAAAUAUCCAGAAUCUGAAAUUAAUAACCACGUAAAUAGUCAUUUUGAUUCUGAUUCUUCAAGUCAAUCCAGACCACAACAACCACAACCUCAAACACAACAAAAUAAUCAAGGUUUCUAUCCACAAUUUCAAAGAAAGUAA
Messenger RNA from Dictyostelium discoideum AX4, 1584 nucleotides. RefSeq lists its product as hypothetical. NCBI's taxonomy places the organism in Eukaryota, Evosea, Eumycetozoa, Dictyosteliales, Dictyosteliaceae. The transcript has 2 exons. The record is from RefSeq and is a predicted model, not a curated record. The coding region runs from base 1 to 1584 and encodes 527 amino acids.